This is a messenger RNA of Marmota monax (woodchuck), 1713 nucleotides long. It is a transcript of the gene Saxo3, whose product is annotated as stabilizer of axonemal microtubules 3. The record is from RefSeq and is a predicted model, not a curated record. The transcript is spliced from 4 exons. NCBI's taxonomy places the organism in Eukaryota, Metazoa, Chordata, Mammalia, Rodentia, Sciuridae. The coding region runs from base 46 to 1161 and encodes 371 amino acids.
ACAACAAGCCAGCUCCAGCUAGGCCGCCGGCUGGGGGGUGGGACCAUGGCGGGUAGGACCCUAGCCCUGCGCUAUGGCCCCCCGUGGUCUCCCAUUUCUGGAACCGAGGUGCCUGGAUCCUGGCCGGAUUGGCAUCUAACCAUCAGUGGCGUUGCCCACCACAUUAUCCCCUCCGCGUCCUUUCCCCCGCCCACUGUACAGUCCACGGUCGCUGAGCCCCUACCCCCCGCCGCAAGGCAUCAUUUACACAUCUGGGAUUUCGACGAAGUCAUCAGCAGAUGGGAGACGACCUACGGUUCUGCCCACGUGCCCAAAAGCCUGGGUGGGCCCUACGCUCAGCCCAAAGCCCCAGAGCCUGCGGACCCCACGCGGACAGUAGGGAUUAAGACCUUAGGAGAAAAAGUAAGGUUCUGGGAUUCCGGAGUCCAUAGGAGGAUAGGGUUGGGGACCGCAAUGGAGUCCUCUGUCCUCACCUUGGUUCUCUGGGUCACCUUCGUGCAGCUCACACACCGAGGCUGGCGCCUCCCCUUGAUCACAAAACACCACAGCAGCGAGACCAAGGCACAGUACAGGGGUUGGCCCAGCCAGGACCGGCGCGUCGUCUCCUACGUCGGGCCCCAGCCCUCGGAGCUGGCAGACCACCAUCGCGGGGGCCCUUCCCAGGCCCUAAUUCCCUGGACCAAGAGCUCUGAGCUGGCUGGCCGGCCUUUCACAAUAUCCGACCAGGGAGUCCUGGACCACAAUCAGCUCUAUCUGACCACCUCUGCCCGAGACUUCCGCUUCUACACAAAGAAGGAGCUGUCCGGAUACCCCUGCAAAGACACGCUGACCUACUGGAAGUUCCAGAUGCCUCAGGUCCAGGGCCACGGCUCGCAGCGGACACAGUUUUCUCGCUUCUCACUGCCGCCCGGACCACCGCGGGCCCGCUUGCCCCACGUGCGCCCGGGGACUCCAGCCGUGCCGCACCGCGGGGCCCUGACUCUGGCUCAGGAGUCCUAUAGCCCCCCGGCGCACCCACUUCACCGGCUUGACCGCUUCUGCCCAGUGGAGGCGCCUUGGGGUGGCCCCCACUGGAAGCCCUUGCCGGGCAUCUACAGCGUGCCUAAAGCCUACCGCACCGAGAACUCUCGCUAUGGCAGUUUGAAGCCAGAGUUAGUCUGAGCUGGCCGGGCCAGUCCCGCCCCCGAACCCACCUGCUAAACUGUGAGGAGGAGCCAAGCUUAGGAGCCCCACCCAUUAUGUGGGGCCGAGCCAGAUACGCCCAUCGAAUUUUUUGAUGUGGGCCGGGCUAACUCUAGACACGCCCACUCCUUUUUGGACCCCAGGAAACUUGUAUUGAAGCUGAGCAAAAGGGACAAGUCCUCUGCAGAAGAGGGGGCGGGUCCUAAUGUAGUCGAUGAGUUAAAUAACCUAAAUCACACUCAUUUCUGGGGCCUUAAUCUCUGAGAAUGUGGGUGUGGGGGAGAUGCUCUGGCUGAAUCUCUUGUGCGGCAUCGGGAGGAGAGCGAGACCCCACUCAGCACAGAAAUUUAGAAGCCCUCUUUGCAUAGAAUCUAAUACUGAAGCCCCCCAACCCACUCCUGUUGGACUCUACCAGGGGAACCGUGUCUUUCAGCCUGUCCCAGUGCAGCAGAGUUGUGGCUUCAGCCAAGAACCUCUGGCUUAGAGUCUACAGCCUUCCUCCUGUGAUGGGCCCAGGGAUUUUUUUUUUUU